This is a messenger RNA of Macrosiphum euphorbiae (potato aphid), 450 nucleotides long. Lineage: Eukaryota; Metazoa; Arthropoda; Insecta; Hemiptera; Aphididae. The record is from the annotation of a GenBank genome assembly.
AUGCCCAAAAAUAAAGGAAAAGGAGGUAAAAAUCGUAGGCGAGGUAAGAACGAGAAUGAAACGGAAAAGCGUGAAUUGGUCUUCAAAGAAGACGGACAAGAAUAUGCUCAAGUUACCAAAAUGUUGGGAAAUGGACGUCUAGAAGCAAUGUGUUUUGAUGGUGUUAAACGACUUUGCCACAUUCGAGGAAAACUUAGGAAAAAGGUAUGGAUCAACCAAGCUGAUAUAGUAUUAAUAGGCUUACGUGAAUAUCAAGAUACAAAAGCUGAUGUAAUUUUGAAGUAUACGCCUGAUGAAGCUCGUAACUUGAAAACAUACGGAGAAUUUCCAGAAACUGUUCGCAUCAAUGAUACAGUCACAUUUGUUGACGAUGGAUUGGAUGAGGAUAUUGAAUUCGGAGAUGAUAUUAGCGAAGAUGAAGAAGCAGACAAUGCUGUUGAUAAUAUCUAA